UAAAAUGCUGUCUGUUUUCUGCAUUGGGACUCGGGAGUGUGUGUGUUUCUCUCGCGGCUUGACUCUCGUCGUCACACAGUGUGUCAGAGGCGGUGUCAUCAGUCAAGCCCACCAUGGAGGUUGACCCUUUCUACAAGAACUUGCCUAAAAUCGAAUUACAUGCACACAUCAAUGGUUCUAUUAGCACUGAGACAAUCGAGGAACUUUUGGCGAAGAAUCAGCAAGAAGGAAAGCAGCAACUAGACAUAACAGCAUUACAAAGAUGGAAGGCUGGCUUGGAGAAAGGAGAGUCAAUGACUUUGGAUGGGUGCUUUGAUAUGUUCAGGCUUAUCCACCAGUUGGUGGACAACCGCGAGGCAGUUGCCAUAGUAACUCGCAAUGUUAUCAGGGAGUUUGCGGAGGAUGGUGUCAGAUAUCUCGAGUUGAGGAGCACCCCGAGAGAUGUACCGGAGACGGGAAUGACCAAGAGAAGUUACGUGGAAAGUGUACUAUCUGCGAUACAUGAGAGUAAAGAUGCUGGACUUGAUAUUAUAGUGAGGUUUAUGAUAGCCAUCGACAGGGGAAGAGAUCUCAAGACUGCACAGGAGACGGUUAAACUUGCCAAGGAGUUCUACGCCUCCAGUGGUGGGGUUGUGGUUGGACUUGACUUAAGUGGCGACCCAAAUAAGAAUGAUGCCAGAGAUUACAUCCCUUUUCUAAAAGAAGCAAGAGAGAGUGGUUUGAAAUUGGCACUCCACACUGCAGAGAUUCGCAAUGUCACAGAGAGUCUAGCGCUCGUCCAGCUUCCUCCAGAUAGAAUUGGACAUGGGACAUUCUUGCAGCCUGGAAACGGUGGAUCACAAGAGAUAGUCAACACAGUAAUCAAAAAUAAAACUCCAUUAGAGCUUUGUCUUUCUUCAAACAUUAUCGGUCAAACUGUAACAAGUUUUGACAAUCAUCAUUUCAAAUUCUGGUAUGAUCGAGGCCAUCCAUGUGUUAUUUGUACGGAUGAUAAGGGAAUAUUUGCCACCAGCCUUUCCCAGGAGUACCAGAUCACUGCCUCAACGUUCAACUUGACCCGAGACCAGGUGUGGGAACUCUCGCUCAAAAGCAUCGAGGCAAUAUUUGCAGAUGAUGUGAUGAAAGAUAAACUCAGGAAUCUUUGGGCCAACGAAAAGUCUAAAUUUGAGUUUACGUGAAGUAUUCAAGUUGUUUUAAGUGCAAAGGAUUAAAAGAGAAUAACAGGGUUUUAUACACAAAUCAGUGGAUUUGUUCACAAAAUGGAGGUGGAUUGUUAAGAGUUUCCGAUGGUGUUUAUUUGUUAUUUCGCACAAUGGAAAUGGAAACAAAACAAUUUUGACAGUUGGAAAUUUGGGUACAUUUCACGGUGUAGAUAUCCAAACUGAGUUAACUGAUAAAAUACAAGCUAACAAACGUGUGCAAACAUACUGG
Molecule: messenger RNA, 1431 nt
Organism: Asterias rubens (European starfish)
Lineage: Eukaryota; Metazoa; Echinodermata; Asteroidea; Forcipulatida; Asteriidae
Product: adenosine deaminase-like protein
Exons: 9
Coding region: 114-1178 (354 amino acids)
Biological process (GO): adenosine catabolic process; inosine biosynthetic process
Molecular function (GO): adenosine deaminase activity
Source: RefSeq, a predicted model, not a curated record